UAUUACUUUAUUAUAUUAAUUUAUACUUAAAAUUUUAUAUUUCUUAUAAGCAAUAACUUAUUAAGAUUUCUACAGGUAGAUUUCGAGUGGGCGGUGAAAUUGAAUCGUAUUACUUUAGAUUUUAUUGGACUUUGGCCUGAAACCAUACAAAACCCUUGGCAGAAGUUAAUGUGCAAUUUUCGAGCGUUUGUAGUUUUCGUGACAAUAACGUUUGGUGUUCUGGUUCCUUCUUUACAUUCCUUUAUAAGAAUUUAUGGAAACAUUAUGCUAAUGAUAGAUAAUUUACAAUUUACUUUACCAGCUAUAAGUUGUUCAAUAAGAAUUAUAAUAUUUUGGUGGAAAAAAGAAGCUAUUAUACCAAUCAUAGAAAUGAUUGCGGAGGAUUGGGUAAAACCGAAAAGUGCACAUGAGAGAAAUAUGAUGAUCAGAAGAGCGCGGACUGAACGCAUAAUUCUUACUUGUACAUAUUGUAUUAUGAUUGUGGGAUGCUUAUUUACCAUCGUUCUACCUGCACUUGGAAUGCCAAUAAGACUAACGUCAAAUAUUACUGAUCCAGGCAGAAUAGUGCCCUUACAAACGCAUUACAUUUAUGAUAUAUCAAAACGGCCGCAGUACGAAUUGACAUAUAUAAGUCAAGCUGUCUACAUAAUUCUUGCAGUUUUAUCCUAUACUGGAAUUGAUCAUUUUCUUGGGCUGGUGGUUUUUCAUAUAUCUGGUCAAUUGGACAUUCUCAAAAAUCAUUUAAUACAUUUGAAUAAAUACAUUUAUUCUCAUAAAGUGUUAAAAAAGUGCAUAGCACGACAUAUCCGUUUACUUAGAGCUAUUACCAUUAUUGAAGAUACGUAUAACAUAACACUUCUCUUAUUAUUUGUAUAUUUUGCAAUACUUUUUGCUUUUUAUGGUUUUCGCAUAAUUAAUAUAUUCGACGAGGGGAAUAAUUUAUCACUUAUUCACUUGGUAUUUUUUAUAUCCACAAUUUUCAAUUUAUUUAUACAUAUGUGUAUGUAUUGUGCUCUCGGUGAAUUUUUAAUAGCCCAAUGUAACGAAAUAUAUACAGCGGCUUACAAUAAUGAAUGGUACUCUUUGGAUCCUAAAAUUGUACAAGACUUGUUGUUUCUGUUGAUAAGAGGAACUAAACCACUCUAUCUCACCGCUGGAAAAGUAUUCCCCAUGACAAUGACCACAUUUUGCAGUCUGUUCGACGAAGGAAAUAAUUUAUCACUCAUUCGUUUGGUAUUUUUUAUAUCUACAAAUUUCAAUUUGUUUCUACAUAUAUAUUUAUAUUGUGCUCUCGGCGAAUUUUUAGUGGCCCAAUGUGAUGAAGUAUAUAGUGCGGCUUACAAUAAUGAAUGGUACUCUAUGGAUCCAAAAAUUGUACAAGAUUUGUUGUUUUUACUUAUAAGAGGAUCUAAACCAAUUUAUCUUACUAUAGGAAAAAUGUUCCCCAUGACAAUGUCCACAUUUUGCAGUUUAAUAAAAACAUCAGUCGGGUAUAUAUCUGUUUUACAUACGACGAGAAGUUAGUUCGUUUAUGAAUAUGAGAUAAAUUUGAAUUUGUCUGAUAGUAGCGGUAUGUUACUUUUAUAAAAUAUGAUAAUAUGUAAAAAUUAUGUAAUUAUUAAAAAAUUUUAA
Messenger RNA from Monomorium pharaonis (pharaoh ant), 1632 nucleotides. RefSeq names its product odorant receptor 49b. Bases 169 to 1524 code for a protein of 451 amino acids. Gene Ontology annotation, molecular function: odorant binding; olfactory receptor activity. The record is from RefSeq and is a predicted model, not a curated record. Gene Ontology annotation, cellular component: plasma membrane. The transcript has 8 exons. NCBI's taxonomy places the organism in Eukaryota, Metazoa, Arthropoda, Insecta, Hymenoptera, Formicidae. Gene Ontology annotation, biological process: detection of chemical stimulus involved in sensory perception of smell; sensory perception of smell.